UACCACCAUUUUUCUCGGUUCUUUGCGGUUCAAUUGGUGUGGUCCCGAAUAAUUAUAUUGUACAUUUAUCCAUUUCAUUCUGCGAAAUGGCCAGACCCAAAGUUUUUUUUGACCUCGCCCACAACGGCUCCCCCCUCGGCCGAGUGGUCAUGGAGCUCGCUGCGGACGUGGUCCCCCGGACCGCAGAGAACUUCCGUGCGCUCUGUACCGGAGAAAAGGGAUUCGGCUACAAGGGCUCCACCUUCCACCGGGUCAUCCCCGGGUUCAUGUGCCAGGGAGGGGACUUCACCAACCACAACGGAACCGGGGGAAAGUCCAUCUACGGAAACAAGUUUGCAGAUGAGAACUUUAACCUGACGCACGACCGGGCUGGCAUCCUGUCCAUGGCCAACGCGGGGCCCAACACCAACGGCUCACAGUUCUUCAUCUGCACAGCCAUUACCUCAUGGCUGGACGGGAAACACGUGGUGUUCGGGAGUGUGGUGGAGGGAAUGGAUGUCAUUAAAACCGUGGAGCGCUACGGCUCCCAGAGCGGCAGCACGUCGGGCAAAAUCACCGUGUCAGACUGCGGGCAGCUCUGAGGCCUUGACGUACAUCAGUGUUCCUGUUGUGCCCCCCCCUUCAAAAAAAGUUAAUGCAUUCUUGACUUUGCCUUAGAAGUUCAUUUUGCCUUUUUGAUUUCCAGAACGUCCCAACAGGUUUUUUUUGCUCACUAAAGAGAAAUAAAAUAAAUUGCCUUUC
This is a messenger RNA of Gadus chalcogrammus (walleye pollock), 741 nucleotides long. RefSeq names its product peptidyl-prolyl cis-trans isomerase-like. The coding region runs from base 87 to 581 and encodes 164 amino acids. Gene Ontology annotation, cellular component: intracellular membrane-bounded organelle. The transcript is spliced from 4 exons. Gene Ontology annotation, molecular function: peptidyl-prolyl cis-trans isomerase activity. The record is from RefSeq and is a predicted model, not a curated record. Lineage: Eukaryota; Metazoa; Chordata; Actinopteri; Gadiformes; Gadidae. Gene Ontology annotation, biological process: protein folding; protein peptidyl-prolyl isomerization.